UAUUAAGAUCUGGAAAUGCAUCGGCUUUCAUAAUUAUAAGGAAAGAUUUAAAUUGUUCAAGAAAUAAAAAUGGCGCUACAGAUUAAUAUUAAUUCUCAGAACUUAGUUAAGCCCUCAAAAUCCAGAAGCGCUAAACAUUUUUUGAAGGGUGAAUCUAAGAUUGAUAAACUGGAGUCCAGAUCAGGCUCCCGUAAAGCUCUCGCAGAUAUCGUGAACAGAGAUCCUUUGCAGCAGAUUACUACAUCAUCUAUUAAACGCGAACCUUCAGACAAAUCUUUACCAGUCAAACAUGUACAAGACAUUCCUGUACUUCCAUCAGGUGUACAUGAUAUUGAUGCAGAAGAUGAAGAGAACCCACAGUUGUGUACAGAAUAUGCUCCUCUGAUGUACGCCUACCUCAGACAGUUGGAGCAAGACCAGCCUAUUAGGAAAGAUUUCUUGAAGAAUUGUCAUGUGAAUGGUAAGAUGAGAGGAGUUCUGUUGGAUUGGUUAGUUGAAGUACAUCUUCAGUUUAAACUGCUUCAGGAAACUUUGUAUAUGGCGAUAUUUAUCAUUGACAGAUUCCUUCAGGUUGAAGGACUAACUUUAAAACGAAACCGGUUUCAGCUGAUAGGAGUGUCUGCCAUGUUCAUAGCUAGCAAGGUUGAAGAGAUGUAUGCUCCUGAAAUAAAUGAUUUUGUAUAUAUUACUGACGACGCAUACAGUGCUGCUGAAAUUAGAAAGACGGAACUUAGAAUUUUGCAAGUUCUAAACUUCGGUAUUAACAGACCUCUUCCCCUUCAUUUCCUUCGAAGGUUUUCAAAGGCCGGAGAUGUGGAUAUUAUGCAGCAUACUCUUGCCAAGUACUUAGUCGAAUUAUCCCAGAUUGAAUACGACCUUUCGCAUCUUCCGCCUUCUCAAGUUGCUGCUUCCUCUCUUUAUCUCUCGCUCCUUAUUCUUACUCCAGGAGCUAAUUUGGAUGUAUGGAACCUUAACUUGCAACACUACAGCUGUUAUGAGAGUAAGGAUCUCCUUCCUACCGUAUGCAGAAUUGCCGUGAUUCUCCAAAAAGCCCCUGAAGGAAAGCUGAAGGCCGUGUACACUAAAUACUGCGAGAAGAAGUUUAUGAGAAUUGCAUCGUGUAACGAACUGAAGGUUGAUAUUGUAGCUAAACUAGCAAGCAAACAUCUGAACAGCAUUGCGUAGCAUUACGUACGACUACAGAAGCACCAAGAAGACUAUCGCAGCAUCAAAAUGGACUUUCAAAGCCGACUUUAGUUUAUUACCAAACUUCAUGAUAACUCUUAAAUGAUCUAUGUUAAUGACAAAGAAAUGCAAUACAAUUUUGAAUAAAAUAUCUUACGGCGUA
Messenger RNA from Eurytemora carolleeae, 1348 nucleotides. Its product is annotated as G2/mitotic-specific cyclin-B1. Gene Ontology annotation, cellular component: cyclin-dependent protein kinase holoenzyme complex; nucleus; cytoplasm. The transcript has 13 exons. The record is from RefSeq and is a predicted model, not a curated record. Lineage: Eukaryota; Metazoa; Arthropoda; Copepoda; Calanoida; Temoridae. Gene Ontology annotation, molecular function: cyclin-dependent protein serine/threonine kinase regulator activity. Gene Ontology annotation, biological process: regulation of cyclin-dependent protein serine/threonine kinase activity; mitotic cell cycle phase transition. The coding region runs from base 70 to 1185 and encodes 371 amino acids.